AUGAACGGCAUUGAUGGAGGCAGAUUCACGCAGAAGGUCAGCCUCACUGUCAAGGAGCCAGUCGAUGGUAACAGCCACAAGAGGAGGACGGAUGUGCUGGGAGGUGAAAUUGAUGCGGUACGGUGGGAGGCUGUGGUGCAGGUACGGUGGGAUGCGGAGGUGGUGUGUUGUUUUGCAGUUACAGUGGAGGAUGGGAGAGGAACCACAAGGGCAAGGAGCGACGGAGGGGAAGGAGAGAUGAGCGGAACAGGGAAGCGGCUGGUGAAAGUAGAAGGGGAGUCUCUCAGCCCCCUCGCUCCAUCCGCCUUUGCCAUGCCAUGCCCUCACAGUGCUGCCCUCACACCACUGGGCAGUGUGGCGGAGUGGUUCCGGGCGCUGAUGGGCAAGGACAGCGGCGUGCUUGUGGCGGAGUGGUUCAGGGCAUUGAUGGGCAAGGGCAGCGGCGUGCUGUAUGAGGACCCGCACCUGCAGAUCGGGGUGAAGAGUGAGUGGAAGCCACCGCACGGCCGCCUGGUGCUCUUCCUCGGGAACAAGGAGACGGCGCCGCUCACCGCUCUCACCGCCUCCACACCGCCCACGCCAGGCCUGCGAGUCAUCCUCUCGCCGCUGCCUCAAGUCAUCCCCCCCCACGCCCAGAUCCAGCUACCAGUGGAGGCGGCAGCAGUGCUGGUACCCAGGGAGGCGCCGCGCUUGAACAUGGCAUACACGCUGCCGUCGGGCACGCGCGUGCCGCUGCGCCUUCAUCCCCUGCGCCUUCAUCCCCUCCGCCUUCAUCCCCUUCGCUCCUUCGCCUUGCAUCCUGUUCCUCCCUCCUGCACCCUUCCCCUCCCCCCGCCCUAUCCCCCCCGACAGAUCCAGCUACCAGUGGAGGCGGCAGCAGUGCUGGUAUCCAGGGAGGCGCCACACCUGGACAUGGCAUACACGCUGCCGGCGGGCACGCGCGUGCCGCUGCGCCUGCACCUGCCCGCGUCGCUCUCCUCUGCCGACUUCUUUGCUCGCUGGAAGACCCUCUCUGCUCCGCCGCACAAACAGCAAGUUGUGCAGAGGGGAGUGAAGGCGCUGCCGCUGCCGGCACUGGCACAGCUGCUGGCAUCCAUGCGCAUCAACCCACUGCCCAACCUGGCGCGUCUGGAGACGGACCCAGCGGACCGCUCGCAACUGCGCCUCACCUGCGCCUCCUCCGACCCCACCGCCUCCGCUGCGCUGAAGGAAUUUAUCAGCGACAACAUCAGUGAGCUGCCGCCGGCCUGGCUGCAGCCGCCCCCAGUGGCCGCCCAGCAGCAGCAAGGGGGAGCCGCAAUGCUCGCCCUGCCCUGGUCCGGUGCCCCUGCUGCUGCUGCUGUUUCUUCCCCUCCUGGCCCCACUGCCCUCGCCCCCUCGCCCGCUGCCCCUCACAUGGUGCUUCCGGGGGGUGCUCCUCCCCCUGCUGCUGCCGGCAUGGCGCCCAUGCCGUAUGGGGGCAUGCCCAUGCAGGGGCCUGGGAUGGGCAUGGCUGGACCCAUGGGGAUGGCAGGGCCAGGCAUGCCUCCUCCCAUGCAGAUGGGCGGCGGCAUGGGUAUGCCGGGUGGCAUGGGGCCGGGCGGCAUGGGGCCGGGCGGCAUGGGCCCAGGCGGCAUGGGGCCGGGCGGCAUGGGCCCAGGCGGCAUGGGGCCGGGUGGCAUGGGCAUGGGGGGGCAGAUGCCCAUGCACGUGGGGGGGAUGCCUGGGGCCCCGCAGGGAGGAAUGCCCAUGGGAGGGGCCAUGCCUGGUGCCAUGGGCAUGCCAGGUGCCAUGCCGGGUUACAGGCCUGGAGGGCCUGCUUCCGGGUCCCUGCUCUGA
Messenger RNA from Closterium sp. Naga37s-1, 1818 nucleotides. The record is from the annotation of a GenBank genome assembly. Lineage: Eukaryota; Viridiplantae; Streptophyta; Zygnematophyceae; Desmidiales; Closteriaceae.